Daucus carota subsp. sativus is the source of this 425-nucleotide messenger RNA. RefSeq names its product defensin-like protein 1. Gene Ontology annotation, biological process: defense response. The transcript is spliced from 2 exons. NCBI's taxonomy places the organism in Eukaryota, Viridiplantae, Streptophyta, Magnoliopsida, Apiales, Apiaceae. The record is from RefSeq and is a predicted model, not a curated record. The coding region runs from base 36 to 281 and encodes 81 amino acids.
AUUGAAGAAUAUACAUAUCUUUUGAGAUCUCAAAAAUGGCGAAGAACAGUACCAGCCCAGUUAGCCUCUUUGCCAUCUCUCUCAUUUUCUUCCUUCUUGCCAACUCAGGAAGUAUUACCGAAGUUGAUGGAAAAGUCUGCGAAAAGCCAAGCUUGACAUGGUCUGGAAAAUGCGGAAACACACAGCACUGUGAUAAGCAAUGCCAGGACUGGGAAGGAGCUAAACAUGGUGCUUGUCACAGUCGGGGUGGCUGGAAGUGCUUUUGUUACUUCGAAUGUUAAUUCAUUUACACAUGAAAACAAAUCCUCAGGAGUUAGCUUUAGCUCCUUGUUGUAAUAAAGGAGGAUGUUACUAUACCUGGCUAGUGGCUACGAGUUGGAUGUUACUCAUACAAUCUACUGAUGUAUCUUUAACUUUCAAGAAUA